Molecule: messenger RNA, 2296 nt
Organism: Trichechus manatus latirostris (Florida manatee)
Lineage: Eukaryota; Metazoa; Chordata; Mammalia; Sirenia; Trichechidae
Gene: MMP8
Product: matrix metallopeptidase 8
Exons: 10
Coding region: 270-1676 (468 amino acids)
Biological process (GO): proteolysis; extracellular matrix organization; collagen catabolic process
Cellular component (GO): extracellular matrix
Molecular function (GO): metalloendopeptidase activity; zinc ion binding
Source: RefSeq, a predicted model, not a curated record
UGUAGCAAUUUUUUUUUUCUUGCUGAAAGUCUCCCCCAUUUGGGGGUACUCAAUCACAUUAUACAAUUGCAAAAUGGUCAGGGUAUAAAUAACCUCUGUUGCUUCAUAUUCCUGAUGCAGCAAUUGUUUAAGAUGUGGCUUUAUAAGGGACUCAAAAAGAGCAGUGAGUGACACGUGAUGCUGUGAGCUUUCAGGUACCCAACAGGGGAGGUCUGUACCCAGAGAAGCAGAGAGGAAAGCCAGCAGAGGUAGUGUUGGAAGAAAAGGCCAUGUUAAGUCUGAAGAUGCUUACGCUGCUGCUCUUACUCCACAUGCAGCUCUCCAUGGCCUUCCCUGUACCUGCUGAACCCCCCGAAGAGAAAAACACAAAAAUUGUUCAGAAUUACCUAGAAAAGUUCUACCAAUUGCCCAGGACUCAAUUUAAGUCUGAAAGGAAGAACAGCGCUAGCGUGGUUGUUGAAAAGCUUAAAGUAAUGCAGCUGUUCUUUGGGUUGAACGCAACAGGGAAGCCAGAUGCUGAAACCCUGGAGAUAAUGCAAAAGCCUCGCUGUGGAGUGCCUGAUGGUGGUGGUUUUAUGGUAACCCCAGGAAACCCCAAGUGGAAACACAUGAACGUGACCUACAGGAUUAGAAAUUAUCCCUCAGAUUUGGCAAAGGCUGAGGUGGAAAAAGCUAUUAAGAAAGCCUUUAAAGUCUGGAGCCGUGUUUCGCCCCUGAGCUUCACCAAGAUCUCAGAGAGAAAAGCAGACAUCGAGAUUAGUUUUCUUGUAAGAGAUCAUGGUGACAAUUCUCCAUUUGAUGGACCCAACGGAAUCCUUGCUCAUGCCUUUCAACCAGGCCCAGGUAUUGGAGGAGAUGCCCAUUUUGAUGCAGAAGAAAAAUGGACCAACACCUACGAAAAUUACAACUUGUUUCUUGUUGCUGCUCAUGAAUUUGGCCAUUCACUGGGGCUCGCUCACUCCUCUGAUCCUGGUGCCUUGAUGUAUCCCACCUACGCUUACAGAGACCCCAAUACAUACUUGCUCUCUCAAGAUGACAUCAAUGGCAUCCAGGCCAUCUAUGGAUCUUCGAGCGACCCUAUCCAACCCACUGGACCAAGCACUCCCAUAGCCUGUGACCCCAGAUUGGCAUUUGAUGCUAUCACCACCCUCCGAGGAGAAAUAUUUUUCUUUAAAGACAAGUACUUCUGGAGAAGGCACCCUCAGCUACGAAUAGUCCGACUAAACUUUAUUUCUCUAUUCUGGCCAUCCCUGUCAAAUGGAAUACAGGCUGCUUAUGAGGAUUACGAUAGGGACAUGAUUUUCUUAUUUAAAGGCAGACGAUACUGGGCUGUGAGUGGCUAUACUAUUCAGCAAGGUUAUCCCAGGGAUAUAUCAAACUAUGGUUUCCCCAGGAGUGUCCAAGCCAUUGAUGCCGCUGUUUCCUACAGCGGAAAAACAUACUUCUUUGUAAAUGAUCAAUUCUGGAGAUAUGAUAACCAAAGACAAUUCAUGGAACCAGGUUACCCCAAAAGCAUAGCAAGUACCUUUCAAGGAAUACAAAGUAGAGUUGAUGCAGUUUUCCAUCAAGAUCACUUCUUCCUUUUCUUCAGUGGACCAAUAUAUUAUGCAUUUAAUCUUAAUGCUCGUAGAGUUACUAGAAUUGACAGAAGCAAUAAAUGGCUUAACUGUAGAUAAAGUUUAAGCAAACUCAAACAUGCAUCCAUUUUCUGAAUGUUAAUGGUAGGCAAAUUCAAUUUGCAUAUUCCUUACAUCAUGUCCUGUCUAUACUUUUCUCAGCAAUAAAUGGUAAUGCUGUUUGCCAUCACUAUAUUCAUUAGGCCUGUCCUCAAUGAAAAUAUGUUUGGAAUAUUCCCCUGCUAGCAGAGGCUAAUUCACUUCUUACAUAUUCCAUCUCAGGUUAGUCCAUCUAUCACAAUAGAAACACAGGAGAGUAAGCCCUCUUUUUCACCUCAAUAUUCACUAUUUCAUUACUUGCUUAUCUGACUUCUAAAAUGUUUGUAUUUUCCUAAGUUUCUUUAAGCAUAUCUUAAGUGUGUCUGCUAAAUACAAUUUAACACCAGAUUUUAGUUAGAAAUAAGGAUUACAAACAACAUAGACGAUACUCCUUGACUUUACUGAAAAUGUGGUGCUAUUUUCCACUCUUGGAAAGAAACAUGGUUGGUACUUCUGUACGUAAGGAGCCCUAGUGGCAAGGUGGUUAAGUGCUGGCCUGCUAACUGAAAGGUUGUUAGUUUGAACCCACUCACUGGGGAGAAAGACCUGGUGAUCUGCUUCUGUAAAGACUAAACCAAAAA